This is a messenger RNA of Effrenium voratum, 1485 nucleotides long. The record is from the annotation of a GenBank genome assembly. Lineage: Eukaryota; Dinophyceae; Suessiales; Symbiodiniaceae.
AUGGUGCGAACACGGCAGUUUCUAUUGGUUGUGGUGCAGGCGCUGCGCUGGGCAGGGAAAUGCGGCCGUGGCGAGGCGGGGAUCUCGACGGACGUGGGGAGGCCGAGCCACGAUAGCAUGGCGCGGCGGCCGAGUGUUGACAGCGUGGGCCGGCGGCCGAGCCGCGAUGGCCGGAGGCCUCCCUCUGAGGUUUCUACUGCUACACCCGCUGGCAGCCCGCAGAAGUCGCCCUCCAUGCGCCCGCACAGUCCCCUGGGAUAUGCGGGCGUUCAGGUCGCCGGAAUGAUGGAGCCUGAGUCGGUUCGGCAGGGCUCCAAGGACACCAGCGAGGGCCGCACAAGCUCCAAGGAGAGCAAUGAGGCUGCGAUCGCCAAGGACCGCACACGCAUGACCUGCCAUGUGUGCGGCUACAAGUCAGUGCCCCAGUGGAUGAACGACAAGGCGCACUGCCUGAAGUGCGACGCCGUCGUGAAGACCAGGAACUCCAUCCAUGGGGAGGUGCCCGUGCCUGAGAAUGUGCAGAAGGACCUUGGGGCCAGCCGACUUCCUGGCGAGGCCUCCACCUAUAAAGCUGCCCCUGGCAGCGCCAUGGAAUCCGCCAGCGGCACCUGCAGCAAGUCCCCGGACGGGGUGCACCACUGGAAGUACGGCAAGUGCAACUUCUGCCAAGUGGCCGAGGGCAAGUUGGUCAAGGGUCCAGGCGUCAUGGCAAACCCCGGCGGAGCGGCCGAGUGCGACAUGGGGGGCAAGUGCAUGUUCAAGUUCGCCAAGUGCACGAAGUGCGGCCGUGGCGAGGCCGGGAUUCAGGCCGACGUGGCAAGACGUCCAAGCCACGACAGCGGUAGCCGCCGGCCAUCAUCCGAGGUUUCUACUUCUGCAACACCGGCUGGCACCCCCCCGAAAUCUCCGGUGCUGCGGCCACAAAGCCCGCUGGGAUCCGCAGGCGCACAGCUCGCUGGCAUGCCCAAGGAGGAGGAGGCGGCACGAUCGCCUUCCAAGAGCGAUGAGGUGCGGAAGAUCUCCAAGGAGAGCGAUGGGCCCGCGGCCAAGGGCGGCGAGGAUCGGACGCGCAUGACGUGUCACUUGUGUGGCUACAAAUCGGUGCCCCAGUGGAUGAACGACAAGGCGCACUGCCUGAAGUGCGACGCCGUCGUGAAGACUAGGAACUCCAUCCAUGGGGAGGUGCCCGUGCCCGAGAAUGUGCAGAAGGACCUUGGGGCCAGCCGCCUCCCCGGCGAGGCCUCCACGUACAAGGCAGCCCCCGGCAGCGCCAUGGAAUCCGCCAGCGGCAGCUGCGGCAAAUCCCCGGACGGCGUGCACCACUGGAAGUACGGGAAGUGCAACUUCUGCCAGCAAUCCGAAGGGAAGUUGAUGAAAGGCACUGGCGUGGUGGCUAACCCUGGCGGCGCUGGCGGCUGCGAGAAGGGCGGAAAAUGCGUCUUCAAGUUCUCCAAGUGCAACAAGUGUGGCCGGCGAGAGUACUGA